GCGGACGUUUUCCACGCGUAUCACGUCAUGCGUAAAAACAAAGUCCCACCGGAGAAUAUAAUUACCUUCGCCCACGACGAUAUUGCAAACAAUCCCAAAAAUCCAUUUAAAGGCAAGGUGUUCCAUGACUACGAGCUCGAAGAUGUCUACAAGGGUGUGCUAAUUGACUACCGUGGAAAAGAUGUAACAAAGGAUAACUUCUUGAAAGUAUUAGAAGCCGAUAAUAAACUUGAAGCCAACAAGAAAAAGGUGUUGAAAAGCGGUCCUGAUGACAACGUGUUCAUUUUCUACUCUGGCCACGGUGGGAAAUCUUUUGUUACAUUCCCAGAAGCGGAUCUCACGGCCAUGGAAUUGGACGAUACCCUCGCCUACAUGCAUUCGGAUAAAAUGUACAACAAAUUGGUGCUGUACGUGGAUGCUUGCUACUCUGGCUCUAUGUUUAAAGAUGUUCUUCCUUCAAAUAUGGGAAUCUACGCGACAACUUCAGCCAACGAAGAGGAACAAUCCUGGUCGUUGUUUUGUUAUGACAAGAGAUUCGGUGUUUGUCUAGCGAACGAAUACUCGUAUGCCUGGAUUACAGAUUCAGAAUAUAAUGACUUGAAAAAGCGUACAGUGGAACAACAGUACCAGGAGGUGAAAAAGAGGACAGCAUUAAGUCACGCAAUGAAGUACGGUGAAAUGCCGAUUGCUGUAGAUAGAAAACCCUCUUUCAGUGCCCAUUUGUUUCCAAAGUUUCGACGCUUCAUGGGAGCCGAAACCGAUGGAGAACAUGAAACCGCUUGGCGAAAGCUGCACCGUGCAAUUCAGCUUCGCCACAUCGUCAAGGAAACUUUUCGCGAUAUCGUCAUUGAUGUGACGACCCAACAUAUGCCAACGAUAAAGGGUUUGUCCAAGAGGGAUGAGCUCGUGUGUUUCAAGGCAGUAUUCGAUCAAUUCCGGACGCACUGCUUCACAAUUCAGCAGGUCCCCGAUGUAGCUCAUCAUAUAUCUCAUCUAAUGGAGCUGUGCAAAGCCGGAUACGGGACUGAAACCCUCAUCGACUCUGUCUACCUCGUCUGCUCCUAACGGACACGCAUCGUGCUGUGUGAUCUUGCCAAAAUAAAAU
Messenger RNA from Opisthorchis viverrini, 1105 nucleotides. RefSeq lists its product as hypothetical. The record is from RefSeq and is a predicted model, not a curated record. Gene Ontology annotation, molecular function: cysteine-type endopeptidase activity. The transcript has 10 exons. Gene Ontology annotation, biological process: vacuolar protein processing. Bases 28 to 1065 code for a protein of 345 amino acids. Lineage: Eukaryota; Metazoa; Platyhelminthes; Trematoda; Opisthorchiida; Opisthorchiidae.